This is a messenger RNA of Durio zibethinus, 1773 nucleotides long. The record is from RefSeq and is a predicted model, not a curated record. Lineage: Eukaryota; Viridiplantae; Streptophyta; Magnoliopsida; Malvales; Malvaceae.
AAAUCAGGUGAAUAAAUUUUCCUCUACAGCACUUUUCAAAGAAAUAAUAUAAAGAAAUACAAUCGGUUCAUUGAUGGCACGCUGCUAUGGCCUACUAAUAUGAUAUUAUUGAGAGUUGAGAUCGAGUGUUGCUUCGAACUAAUUGAUUUUUAGUAACCAACCAAGCCAAAGCCAAAGGAAGUCUUGAGCCAAUCAAAUAUCUCAUCAUCAGACUAAAAUCACUUUCCGCCGUACGUGUUUCCACCCCCGCAGGCCACCUCUCAACCACUAAUGGAGACAACGACGAUGCCACUACUUAAAGGAGCACCACCUACAACGUUGACUUUGUUGGAGAAUGGCAACUAUGCACCGGCGAGGAGCUUCGAGGAAGCGAAGUCGAUGUUUUGGAUAGAGACGGUGAAGAUAUGGAAGAUUGCAGGUCCCAUUUCUUUCCAAAUAAUCUGUCAAUAUAGGACCAACUCCUUUACCAAUAUAUUCGUGGUGCACAUCGGUAACUUUGAACUCUCUUCCGUCACCAUUUCUCUCAUUGUCAUUGGAACUUUCUCUUUCGGCUUCAUGCUCGGCAUGGGAAGUGCACUUGAGACGCUUUGUGGUCAAGCUUUUGGUGGUGGACAAAUACACUCGCUUGGCGCUUAUAUGCAAAGGUCCUGGAUUAUCUUGCUCGCCACCUGUUUCAUCCUCUUGCCAUUUUACAUUUUUGCCACCCCAAUCCUUAAACUUCUCGGGCAAGAAGUUGAGAUCGCUGACAUGGCUGGGAAGUUCACCAUACUUACCAUCCCACAAUUGUUUUCACUUGCCAUUACCUUCCCUACUGUAAAGUUCCUUCGGGCUCAAAGCAAGGUCAACUUGCUGGCUUGGAUUGGGUUUCUGGCCCUGAUUCUCCAUAUUGGAAUUCUUUGGCUCUUCAUCAAUGUUUUGUGUUGGGGAACAACUGGUGCAGCCAUAGCAUUUGACAUCACCAGCUGGGAGAUCAGUUUAGCUCAAGUCGCCUAUGUUAUUUUUUGGUGCAACGAGAGGUGGCAUGGCUUUUCAUGGUUGGCAUUCAAGGAGAUAUGGGCCUUUGUUCGACUCUCCAUUGCUUCAGCUGUGAUGCUUUGCCUUGAGAUUUGGUACAUGAUGAGCAUGAUUCUUCUUGUUGGUCACCUUAAUAAUGCAGUGAUUGCACUCGGUUCCCUUUCUAUUUGUAUGAAUUUGAAUGGCUGGGAAGCGAUGCAGUUCAUUGGAAUAAACGCUGCUAUGAGCGUUCGGGUUUCCAAUGAGCUUGGAUUGGGACAUCCAAGAGCAGCCAAGUACUCUGAAUAUGUUAACCUGCUUCAAUCUCUCCUCAUUGGGCUUUUCCGCAUGGUUGUUGUUGUUAUAACCAGGGAUCACUUUGCCAUCAUUUUUAUCAGCAGAGAAGAAAUGCAGCGAGCUGUUGCUCAUCUAGCAUACCUUCUUGGUGUGACCAUGGUUCUUAACAGUGUCCAGCCUGUGAUAUCAGGUGUUGCUAUUGACGGUGGAUGGCAGACAUUGGUUGCUAUUACGUUUUUGAUCUUCCGCUUCGGAUACCUACUUGGUUAUAAAGCAAAAUUAGGAGUGAUGGGACUUUGGGAGGGCAUGAUAUCGGGAACUGCUUUGCAAACCUUGCUGCUCUUGAUUGUUCUCUAUGGAACCAAUUGGGAUAAGGAGGUGGAACAAACAAUGGGACGUAUGAGGAAGUGGGGUGGCCAAGAAAUCGCUACUGAGGGGACAAAUAGUAGUAGAUGGCAGACUGGUCUAAGCCGUCAGACUUAA